AACUCGACAAGAUUGCGAAGAAAACAACGGUAAAACACCAUGCAUACAUUAUUUGGAUCACCUGGAUUUUCUGGAGAGAUUAUUAAGCUGAAUGUUGGAGGAGCAAAGUUUUCAACAUCCAAGCAGACAUUGACAUGCGUUCCAGACUCCUUCUUCUCCAGCUUGAUGAGCGGUCGUAUUCCAUCAGUCAAGGAUGAAGAAGGAGCAAUUUUCAUUGACCGUGAUCCGACAGUCUUUGCUCCGAUCCUAAAUUACUUACGUACCAAAGAGCUGAAUCUCAAAGGAGUUGAUGUACAGACGUUACGUCAUGAAGCAGAGUUCUAUGGCAUUUCACCGUUGGUUAAGAAGUUGACGUUAUGUGAGGAUCUUGAGAGAUCGUCUUGUGGUAAUGUGCUCUUCCACGGAUACCUCCCUCCACCAUCGUUUCCACCCAGGCUGGAGCGCAACGAGCAUCGUCACAGUUUGUCAGUGGAUGCUGAGACAAGACCUAGACCGACGCUGGCGAGAGGAGCAUCGUUAAGAGAGUCAACUCAAAGACCAGUGUCUGCAAUAGAACCAAGAUCAGUCAGAACUGACUUAGACAUUCCUAUGGAAACCUGUACAGAUCCUCGUAGGGUACUCAUCGUUGCUGGCCACCACAACUGGAUCGCUCUUGCCUACGCCCACUUUGUCUGCUGCUACCGCAUCAAGGAGUCCACAGGUUGGCAGUUAGUCUUCACCUCGCCGUAUCUUGAACGAACCAUCGAGAGGGUCGCACUGAACUCCAGGGUCCCGCUGAGUCAGUCCGAGGGAAAGGAAAAGAUGGUGGCGGUGUCGUACGGUAGCCAGAUCAGACUCUGGAGCUGUCAGGAUGAGAGCAAGCGCAAUCAAAUAGGUACCUUUGAUCUCGGUGUCCAUGUAGACUCAUUGUUCUUCAUCGGUAGUCAACUAGUGGCUACCAGUCACACAGGUAAAGUAGGCGUCUGGCAUGCAGUCACACAGCAUUGGCAGACUCAAGAAAUGUGUGCGAUUGCUAGCCAUGAUACAGCAGGGUCAUUUCUUCUAUUGGGAUGUACAAACGGCUCCAUCUACUACAUAGAUAUGCAGAAGUUUCCAUUAAGAAUGAAGGAUAAUGAUUUAUUAGUGACUGAACUGUACCAUGAUCCUGGCAUUAAUGACGCAGUUACUGCCCUCAGUGUCUACCUCACUCCAAAGACAAGUUUGACAGGUAACUGGAUUGAGAUAGCUUACGGCACUAGCUCAGGCAAGGUGCGAGUGAUCGUACAGCAUCCAGAGACUGUCGGACAGGGACCACAACUUUUCCAGACGUUCACGGUUCAUUGUAAUCCCAUUUCUAAGGUCAUGCUGUCGGAGAAACAUCUCAUCUCGGUGUGUCAAGAGUAUAAUCACGUGAGAACAUGGAAUGUGACGAGAUUUCGCGGGAUGAUCUCCACCCAGCCUGGCUCCACUCCGCUGAACUCCUUCAAGAUUCUCUCUCUAGAGGAAACAGAGCCACACCCAACCUACGCCGCUGGAAAUGACUUUGGACCCUACGGUGACAGAGAUGAUCAGCAGGUGUUUGUCCAGAAGGUUGUUCCUGAGACAGACCAGUUGUAUAUACGUCUUGCAUCCACAGGGCAGAGGGUAUGUUUGAUCCGCUCUGUGGAUGGCAGCAUCAUUACAACCUUCAGAGUACAUGAAUGUGAAGGGUCAAGUAGGAUGGGGUCACCACCGAGACGAUACCUAUUCACUGGACACUCAAAUGGAUCCAUUCAGAUGUGGGAUUUGAGCACAGCAUUGGAUCAUCUGGUUAAGGCCAACAAGGGGGAGAGAGCUGAACCUCAUCUUCCCGGUGGCCCAUCUGAAGAGGAACUCAUCCGCCUCCUCGGCCACUCAGACGUCUCUGCCUCUCGGACGACGACGCCCUCCAUGAGCCCUGCAACAUCCGCCCAGAUGCUACCCAUGAGAAUCAACCAUCUACGCUCCGGCUCGGCGAACACUCUGGCCAGUCAAAGCACCGAGGAACUUCCAGGCGCAGAGGGGGGACAAACCGGAGGCGGAUGGUAGUUUACUUUUCACCAAUGAGUGUGAGUAAAUCAUGAAGUCAUCCCAGUUUUCAUCAUCUUUUUAUUUUGUUGUUUUUCGUUUGACAUCAGACUACCUCUCUCAUUUUUGAAAUAUUGAAUGAUCGAAAAAAUGAUUAAGUGACAAAUUUAAUCAAGAUUUAACCAGUAAACGCUGGAAGACGUGCAUACAUGCUAAUGUUUUCCGUUCCAGAAAUGAGAUGAGGUGUAAACACGCUUUGGCCAAGGUUCUGCGAUUCACAAUGAAGCAUCUAAUAAAAGUGGCCUCUUAUAUAGCGCUCAGGUCCAUCACGCAGUGGCGCUCAUGGCGCUUCAACAUUAUAACCCCCUG
This is a messenger RNA of Asterias rubens (European starfish), 2394 nucleotides long. RefSeq names its product BTB/POZ domain-containing protein KCTD3-like. Gene Ontology annotation, molecular function: protein binding. The transcript is spliced from 17 exons. Gene Ontology annotation, biological process: protein homooligomerization. Lineage: Eukaryota; Metazoa; Echinodermata; Asteroidea; Forcipulatida; Asteriidae. The coding region runs from base 40 to 2046 and encodes 668 amino acids. The record is from RefSeq and is a predicted model, not a curated record.